This is a messenger RNA of Octopus bimaculoides (California two-spot octopus), 2976 nucleotides long. RefSeq names its product DNA repair protein XRCC3. Gene Ontology annotation, molecular function: ATP binding; four-way junction DNA binding; ATP-dependent DNA damage sensor activity. Lineage: Eukaryota; Metazoa; Mollusca; Cephalopoda; Octopoda; Octopodidae. Gene Ontology annotation, cellular component: replication fork; Rad51C-XRCC3 complex. The record is from RefSeq and is a predicted model, not a curated record. Gene Ontology annotation, biological process: double-strand break repair via synthesis-dependent strand annealing; telomere maintenance via recombination; t-circle formation.
CGUAAACAUGUAAUCAAAUAGUUUUGUGCUUAUUUUAAUGACAGCUUUGCUGACAUAUAUACAUAGUUCUGAACGUCUAAUCCGAAAUAAGAUAGAUGAAAAUCUCCUAUCUUAAGGACAGUGUCCAUUUCUUGCAUAAUAAGCGCUCCCUUUAAGGCGGGUAUUAUGAAUCGUAAACUUUUCUCAACAGUCGACAAACUUUCAGUAUGGAGAAACUCGACUUACAUCCCAGGAUUAUGUUAGCAUUGAAAAAAUCAAAAUUGAAAUCUUUCCCUGAGAUAUUAAGUUUAUCUGAUCCUGAUUUGAAAAGAGCAACAAAUCUAUCAACCCGAGAUGUGCAAAUUCUAAAAGGAGCUGUUGCUGAGUCUAUUCCUAUGUUACCUGUUGUCACAGCCUUUAAUUUAACAAAGCACAGUAAUGUCCCUCCUGCUUUGAAAGUGGAGAAACUUUCAACAAGCUGUGAAGUUCUUGACAAAGCUUUGAGAGGAGGCUUUAUUUCUCGAGGAAUCACAGAAAUUGUUGGUGAAAGUGCAUGUGGUAAGACACAACUCUGCCUUCAGCUUAGUUUGAUGUGUCAGCUACCUGAAGAAGCUGGAGGAUUGGCUGGAGAUACAAUAUACAUUUGCACAGAAGAUGCUUUCCCAACCAAACGCUUCACCCAGCUGAUUGAAGCAUGGCGUCAAAAAGGAAUAUGGAAGAAACUUUCUGAUGGCUGUUUACAACCUGGGGACCAUGUUUACAUUGAACACGUCCCUGAUGUGGAAAGCCUUAUUGUGUGCCUUGAAAGAAAGUUACCUGUUCUAAUAAAAAGAAGAAAGAUCAAACUUAUAGUGUUGGAUUCUGUUGCUGCUUUAUUCCGUUCAGAGUAUGCUAUUGAAGAUACAUUACUGCGCUCCAAGCACUUGUCCAGCAUCGCUAAAGAAUUGCAUCACGUAAACAUGCAUUACAAUAUACCUGUAAUAUGUGUAAAUCAGGUAGCAGCAUCAGAAAAAUCAAACAGUAACAUUCCUUGCUUGGGCCUGUCUUGGGCCAAUCAUUUAACAACACGCAUUCAGUUGACCAAAGUUGAACAAACUGCUCUGCCUCCAAACGUUAUUGAACAGUUUGGUCCACAUGUGAGCUUCCGAAAUCUUGAAGUUGUAUUUGCUCCACAUAUUCCACAGACAGUAAUCCCUUAUAUCAUCAACAAUGAUGGUGUAAAAGGAAUCAGCUUGUCUAACAUACUGUUGUAGACAUCAGAAACGACUUUGUUCAUAUAAAAUGCCAUAAAUUACUAAAUGCCACUAAAUUAAAUGUUGCCAAAGUUCUUAGAUCCAAAGAAGUUUUCUUGAAAUAUUAAUUAUAUAGUUGUAAUAGAUGUUACUUAUGAAAUAUUAAUUACCCUCUUUCAUUUAUAAUGAAUAUUAUUUUGAAACUAGCUACUAUUUUCAAUGUAUAAUCUCUUUUACAACUAACUUUAUGGUUUUUGGCAGCAAUAUGUAAUGGCUUCAUGUGUGUGUGUGUGUGUGUGUGUAACUAGUAAAACUACUGUCAGUGAGUUAGCCAUUUCAAGGACACAACUUAUGCCACAGAUUUCUUUUUAUAUACAUAAAUAACUACUCUAACUUUAAAUCAUAUCAAGUAAUUAAUCUUUUUGCAAUUCAAUGCUUCUGACAACGCUGUAUAAUUGCUACUGUGCUUAAGUAUUCAUCUUAAAUCUUUUAAGCAAACUAGUAAGCUACAAAAGCUAUCAAUAAAUAUAAAGAUGCAGUAUUUAUUUGGAACUAAAUAUUUUUUGUGAUUUUUGCAGUUGUAAGAUGUUCUAAACUUGAAAGCUUAAAGAUACCUAAAAAUCUUAUAAAAGAUCAUUUCAUAAGCAUCAGCUGUAAAGAUUUAUUUGUAUCACUGCACUUAUGAGAAAUAGAUUGGAAUAAAUUGAAUUAAUCAUAAAUUAUUCAGAAAAAUAUCUUCCUAAAAAAGUAAUCAGUUUUAUCUCUCAAAAUAAAUACUGACAAACAAUAUCGCUUCCCAAAAAUAUUAGCCUAAACUUCUUUGGUUUUAGUCUUUGGCACCAUAAAUUCACUGAAUAUUAAUUUGUUUGAUAAAUUAAACUUGAUUCUUCCAAUAAUCUGAGGGUGAUGCAAGAGAAUCAGUAUGCUUUAAGUUAUAUUCACUGCAUAUGACUAAGCAACUAGUGACUGCUGAGACUUGCUCUUGCAGGCAAGGAAUUUAUGACAGUUUAUUUGUUUUUGCUAUUGUAUUUUCAAAACUUUCUUUCCAUUUUUAAAUCAAUUUUCUUGUUUAUAUGUCUCAUAAUACCUAGGAACAACUGCUCUCACAAAAUGGGUUGUGUUAACUACCUUAAUUACUUUCUAGAUCUCAAGUUGUGACCACUGCUUGCUGUAUAUGAGUGACUAAGCAAUGGUUUUACUUAAGUUCUACUUUAACAAAGAGUUUUUUUUUACUAAUUUAUAUAUGUAUAUAUUUAAAAUGUUACAUUAAAUUAUUUUUGUAUUUUAACCUUUACAAUUAUUUCAACUCUGUAGCCUAUGUGAAAAUGAACUUGGUUACAGAAUUAUGGAUGUUUAGACAUUAGAUAUUUCAAACACUAAGUACAAUGCAACAACAAUUACAUGUAGUAGUGUAUAAUCACAAGUUCUCCAUUCUGUGACCCAUAUGAUGAAUAAUGUGUGUGUGUGUGUGUGUGUAACAAAGAUAUAUCUUGGUUGACAGAACAAAAGUUUGUGAAGUUCCAAACAUAUAAUGUUUAUUACUGCCAACAAAAAAUGUAUUGUAAUUGCACUGAACAACAUUAAAACGAUAUGUACACCAAGUGAGUCAGUUCAUGUUAUAUGUUGAUAAUUAUUGCAAACAGCUGAAGUCAUCACUUUCCAUAGCUAAAGUUGGGUAGCAUAGGUUCCUACGGCCAUUAGUCUUGGCUGUGUUAUGACCACUGAUCAGUUACAGGCACAUCAUCUGUAUGUGUAUAUAUAUAUA